AUGGAGCUCCAAAUCUCCUUUUCUCUCCUCCUUUUUCUUCCCCUCUUCCUCUUCUUAAUCAAAAGAUUUAGAAGCUCCAACUCCAAUGAUAUAAACAAAAAGCUUCCUCCACAGCCAUGGAAGCUCCCUCUACUUGGACACCUGCAUCAUCUCUUGGGAGCUCUACCUCACCAUGCUCUAGGAAACUUAGCCGAUAAACUAGGACCAGUCAUUCGUCUGCAACUCGGUGAAGUCUCCGCUGUCAUAGUCUCAUCACCUAUUUUCGCCAAAGAAGUCAUGAAAACUCAUGAUCUCUCUUUCGCAAACAGACCCAAGCUUCUAAAUGCUGAGAUUAUUGGAUAUAACUACACAGACAUCGUCUUCUCUCCUUACGGUGACUACUGGAGACAAAUGCGUAAAAUAUGUAUCUUGGAGCUUCUAAGUGCUAAAAAAGUCCGUUCUUUCCAUUCAGUUCGUGAAGAAGAGUCAUGGAACCUCAUUCAAUCCAUUGGCAUGCAGGGAUCAAAAACAAUCAAUCUUACUCAGAAAAUUUUCAUGAUGACCAAUGUUAUCGCGUGUAGGGUCGCAGUUGGGAGCAGAUGCAAGGAUCAGGCGUUGCUUCUUGCAUUGAUUCAAGAGACUGUAUCUUUAGCCGGUGGUUUUGAUUUGUCUGAUCUGUUUCCAUCUGUCAAAGUUCUGCAUUUUCUAACUGGCAUGAGGAACAAGUUAGUGAAGAUACGCAAGAAGAUCGACCAUAUUUUGGACAGCAUCAUCUCUGAACAUGAAGAACGUCGUGCAGCUGGACAGAACAACCACAACGAAGACCUUCUUGAUGUAUUAUUGAGGCUUAAAGUUGAUGGUGGGCUCGAGUUUCCGAUAACAUCUGACAACGUCAAAGCAGUUAUCGUGGAUAUGUUCGUAGCAGGCACAGAUACUUCUUCAGUGGCAAUUGAAUGGGCGAUGUCAGAACUAAUGAAAAAUCCGAUGGUGAUGAAAAAAGUUCAAGUGGAGCUUAGGCAUGCACUCAAGGGAAAAAAUAGGAUCUACGAGUCAGAUAUUCAAGAACUUCAUUACUUUAAACUAGUGAUCAAGGAAACCUUUAGGUUACACCCACCUGUUCCUUUGUUAGUCCCUAGAGAAUCUCGAGUGAAAUGUGAGAUUAAUGGAUACCAUGUUCCUGUCAAUACAAAAGUUUUAAUUAAUGCGUGGAAAAUAGGACGUCAUCCAGAUUACUGGAUUGAUCCUGAAAGUUUCGUACCAGAGAGAUUUAGCGAUAACUCAGUUAAUAUGACAGGAACGGAUUUCGAACUUCUACCAUUUGGGGCUGGAAGAAGAAUGUGUCCAGGGAUGACCUUGGGGUUGGCCAACGUUGAGCUUCCUCUUGCAAUGCUACUCUAUCAUUUCAAUUGGGAACUCCCAGAUGGAACAACAUCUCGAGAUAUUGACAUGAGUGAGACUUUUGGAGCUACUCUUAAGAGGAAAAAUGAUUUGCAUUUAAUUACAAGUGCUUACAACACACAUUAA
Molecule: messenger RNA, 1503 nt
Organism: Lactuca virosa
Lineage: Eukaryota; Viridiplantae; Streptophyta; Magnoliopsida; Asterales; Asteraceae
Source: the annotation of a GenBank genome assembly